GCGUAACUCCAUGCACAAAUGCCCUCACAUCCCAUCGAUAGCCAACGCGUCAAACCUAAAAGAUAAAACCUGCAAGCUCUGUGCGUUCUACCACCUUGGUGGCCUUGCAAAGAAUCAGAGAGGCAAACGAGAAGUAUAUCUGAGGAAGAAGACAGUGGGACUUUGCCAUGAUGUCCACACUGUUUGCUGUGACACUGUCAACAGUUAUUAAUCUAAUAUCAGGUGUGAGCUUGGGGACUGUGGAGCCUGAGUCUCCUCCCACACCCUCCCCUGGUCCUCAUGCUCUGGGUGACUUGAUACAUGCAGCUCUACUGAGGAAGGAGUACCUAGGACAUGCCCCUAUGGAUACAGACACAACCACCAACCCCACUCAAGCAGUCCCUGCUAUUGGGCAGACUGAGCCUGCAUCCACAGUGAUGUCACCAGGGGUGCUCACUACAGCUUUGGGGUCGACCAGCCUGUCAGGAGCAAGGAGCAGCCUGCCAUUUACAGAGGAAGAGACUACUACCACUUUGAUCACCACAACAACCAUAACUACUGUGCACGUACCAGUUCAGUGCAAUGCCAGUCUCUCGGGCAUGGAAGGAAUUGUGGAGUCUCCAGAAUCCAUGUCACCAUUUUCCCCCCUAGAGUGCAUCUACAGCAUCACUGUAUAUCCAGGGUAUGGAGUGGAGUUGCAGGUGAAGAAGGUCAGCCUUUCAAAGAAGGAGUCACUGACCAUUUUUGGAUAUGGAGAAUUGGGACCUGAGGUUUUAGCCAAUGAAACGUUGAUCAAUGAGGGUCAAGUAAUUCGCAGCUCAACCAAUAAGGUGCAGAUUUACUACUGUAGCCUGCGGCAGACCAAUCAUGGCAUUUUCAGCCUCCAGUAUCAAGCAUUCCUCCUUUCAUGCACGUUCCCUCUCUCUCCUGGGGGAGGGGGUGUAACAGUAACAGACAUUCAUCCGGGAGGUCAGGCACACUUUCAUUGUGAUCCAGGGUUUCAGGUCAGGGGUCACGAGGUAGCCACCUGCCUCAACACGACACGUCCGCAUUGGAGUUUUCCUGAGCCACAGUGUGUGGCUGUGUCAUGUGGAGGGUGGAUUCGAAAUGCAACCAUGGGACGAAUUUUCUCGCCACCUCACCCAUCUGCAAAUAACCACAGUAACGGAAAUAAUCUGAGCUGCCACUGGUUACUAGAGGCCCGGGAAGGACAUAGACUUCAUCUCCACUUUGAAAGGGUUGCGCUGGAUGAAGAUGAUGAUAAGCUGAUUGUGCGCAGCGGCAACAGCUCUACAGCUCCUCUGCUCUUUGAUUCAGACCUGGAUGAUGUUCCAGAGCGAGGGAUUGUGAGUGAGGGCUCUAUGCUCUACCUGGAGCUCACAGCAGACUCCUCUGCCAUACCACUGCUUCUGGCUCUGCGCUAUGAAGCUUUUGACAGUGAACACUGUUAUGAGCCCUACUUGCCUCAUGGAAAUUUCAGUAGCAGUGACAUCACCUUUCAGCUGGGUACAACUGUAACCUUCUCCUGCUCUUCGGGAUUUGUCAUGGAACAGGGCUCUGGGAUCAUUGAGUGUGUUGACCCCAGUGACCCCCACUGGAAUGAGAGUGAGCCUGUGUGUAGAGCUCUAUGUGGGGGGGAGCUGACUGACCCCACAGGCACUGUCCUUUCUCCCGACUGGCCUCAGAGCUAUUCUAAAGGGCACGACUGUGUGUGGCAGAUCCAUGGAAGUGAGGAGAAGCGCAUUGAACUGGAUGUGCAGAUCUUAAAUAUUCGUCACAAGGAUGUCCUCACCAUUUUUGAUGGACAUGACCUCAUGUCCCAUGUGAUUGGUCAGUACCUGGGGUCCAAAGAGCGUUUCCAGGUUGUCUCAGGAGGCUCAGAAGUCACUAUUCAGUUCCAGAGUGACCCUGAUGAUUCCACAUUUAUUUUAAGUCAAGGAUUCCUUAUUCACUACCGUGAAGUUGAGCCCAACGACACCUGUCCCAUUCUCCCUCAAAUUGAAUUUGGAUGGAUUAGCUCCUCCCACACGUCUCCUGUCAGGGGCAGUGUGUUGACAUACCAGUGUCAGCCUGGGUAUGAUAUCAGUGGCUCUGACAUCAUCACUUGCCAAUGGGACCUUUCCUGGAGCAACAGUCCACCUACCUGUGUUAAAGUUCAGCAGUGUCCGGAUCCAGGGGAGGUUGUAAAUGGAGCCCGUUCUGUACGGCCGGAAGCUGGUUUUGCAGUAGGAACUGUGGUGCGCUUCUCCUGUAACCAAGGUUAUCAACUAGAGGGUCCUGGGCAGAUUACUUGCCAUGGGAGAGACACUGGCACUCCCAAAUGGAGCGACCGCAGUCCAAAAUGUGUCUUGAAGUAUGACCCAUGUCCAAACCCGGGCGUCCCUGACAAUGGUUACCAGACUUUGUACAAGCAUAGCUACCAGGCUGGAGAAACUCUACGGUUCUUCUGCUAUGAGGGCUAUGAACUGAUUGGGGAGGUCAUCAUCAACUGUGUUCCAGGCCACCCCUCUCAGUGGAAUAGCCCACCACCCUUCUGCAAAGUGGCAUAUGAGGAGCUACUGGAUGAUCAUAAAUUGGAAGUUUCCCAGUCAUUUGAGCCGUCCCACCAGAUCCUAAGUGAGAACAUAGCCUUGGCCAUUGUCCUGCCUAUUGUCCUAGUCAUUCUGCUGAUUGGAGGAAUUUAUAUGUAUUACACAAAUGUAUGUAGACUACAGUGGAAGCCUCUGUUCUGGAAGUCUCUCUCACACACACACUCAUACAGUCCAAUUACAGUGGAGUCUGAUUUCAACAACCCUCUAUAUGAGGCAGGGGAUACACGAGAAUAUGAAGUGUCUAUUUAAUAUGGAAAUGUAAAAAAGAAAAACUGGGAGACAUGGCUUCUUUUUAUCCCUUCAUCUCAAGCCUGCCCUCUCCAUGUCCUACCUGUUCUUUACAAGUGUAAAACUUUAACUGUGAAUCAUUUCCCUCCAUCCCUCCAAUCUCCCCAUCUCGCUUUGUAUUGAUGGUCUGAGCUUGCGUUUUAACAUUUAUGUACUUUACGGCUGUCCUUCAGUGUUGUGCUCAUAUUCACAUACCAACUUCGUCUCACAUUAGGACUGGUGCCUUACAACAAGUAAGAUGAGAGAGAGAGAGGCAGAGACAGAGAGAGGGAGACGGAAAGAAAAAGAAUGAAAAAGAAUGAAAAUUGCAUCAAAAGAGAGUUGAGGGUGAAUAACACAUUGUUAGAAUUGAUAUAAUUGUGUAUAGAGGCAAUUAGAAAUCUACAUAUAUACGGUUUACACAUUAUUCAGUUCUGGUACUUUAUGUACAUCUUUAGUGUGAUGAAGGUUAUACUGAAAUUAAAAAAAAUAAAAACGAGAGAGGAAUGCAGACACAUACACACUGCCAUCAUUUCACCACACGCACAACCCCAGACACAAUUGCGCACACACAAAACACCCAAAAAUAUUGAAUGUAAAUACUUGGUUAAAUAUUGAGGCUGACUAUAUAAAGUAUGUAGACUAUUCAGUGCCAAAAUGUAACAUUGCAUCAUGUAAUGUAUCUAAAUGUUUCUCUUGUUGCCAUAGUAUUUCCUUCAUGAAAUGUAAAUUAUGUGUAAAGCCAGCAAUACAGAUUGUUCUUUGCUGUUUCAAAUUGUAUUUUCACCUGUUUUUGACUGAUGUGAAGAAAAGGUGAAGGCCUGAAUGUCAUCGCGCUAUAGCACGCAAUGAUUGUAUAUUUUACUGCUUGUACUGAAUCAUGUUUUAUGAUUAUGGUAAGUGAAAAGUAUCAUUGUUAUUGAUGCAGGUUUGGUGUUGUACAUGCACUGUGUUGAUGAAAAUAGCUAUAUUGGCUGCUUGCUGUAAUGCAGUAUAAAAAUAAAAGCUUUUUAAUUUCUUACAGUUUAUUGUUUGAGCAGUGAACUUGCGAGUCCUAGGGACUGUUGAAUUGUACAUUUAUUCUGCUCUUAUUACUAUUUAUUAUAUAUACGGUAUAAUGUAGAAAAUGUAUUAUUUAUUUGAGAGAGAAAAUUAACAUAAAAUAAAGUAUUUGUUGAAUGGUU
This is a messenger RNA of Osmerus eperlanus (European smelt), 4021 nucleotides long. It is a transcript of the gene sez6l2, whose product is annotated as seizure related 6 homolog (mouse)-like 2. Gene Ontology annotation, cellular component: endoplasmic reticulum; neuronal cell body. NCBI's taxonomy places the organism in Eukaryota, Metazoa, Chordata, Actinopteri, Osmeriformes, Osmeridae. Gene Ontology annotation, biological process: synapse maturation; regulation of protein kinase C signaling. The record is from RefSeq and is a predicted model, not a curated record. The transcript is spliced from 20 exons. The coding region runs from base 168 to 2819 and encodes 883 amino acids.